AUGUCGGACGCAGCUGCAGCACCAGCCGGUGAUAGUACGAGGGGCCGUGGUCGGGCUAGAGGUCGUGGUCGGGGUAGAGGUCGUGGCCGUGGCAGAGGACGUGGACGAGGUGCUAAGGAUGGUGACAAGGAGCGGGUACCCGUGACCAAACUUGGGCUCCUCGUUAAAAAUGGCAAAAUUAGGUCAUUAGAAGAGAUUUACCUCUUCUCACUGCCAAUCAAGGAGACGUUGAAGGAUGAAGUGCUAAAGAUUAUGUAUGCCUGGUCAGAAGCCGGUCAAAGAACCAGAUUUAGGGAUUUUGUAGCAGUUGGAGACUACAAUGGUCACGUUGGACUGGGUGUGCAGGGCUCUAAGGAAGUGGCCACUGCCAUCCGACAAGCCAUCAUACUUGCCAAACUUUCAGUCGUUCCAGUGAGGCGAGGCUACUGGGGCAACAAAAUUGGAAAACCCCAUACAGUGCCGCGCAAAGUCACUAGGAAAUGUGGCAGUGUUUUGGGGAGGCUGAUUCCAGCCCCAAGAGAUACUGACAUUGUCAGUGCCCCUGUGCCCAAAAAACUCCUGACCAUGGUUCUGAUUGAAGAUUGCUACACCUCUGCCAGGGCUGCAACCUCCACUCUGGGGAACUUCUCUAUAGCUACCUACACAGCGAUUGCAAAGACAUAUUCGUAUCUAACCCCCGACCUCUGGAAGGAAACUGUGUUUACCAGACCUCCUUACCAGGAGUUUACUGACUACUUGUUGAAAAACCACAGCAGAGCAAAUGUUCAGCGCCAAGAACAGAAGGUCUACUAA
Candidula unifasciata is the source of this 792-nucleotide messenger RNA. NCBI's taxonomy places the organism in Eukaryota, Metazoa, Mollusca, Gastropoda, Stylommatophora, Geomitridae. The record is from the annotation of a GenBank genome assembly.